Molecule: messenger RNA, 1104 nt
Organism: Penicillium coprophilum
Lineage: Eukaryota; Fungi; Ascomycota; Eurotiomycetes; Eurotiales; Aspergillaceae
Product: metallophosphoesterase family protein
Exons: 4
Coding region: 1-1104 (367 amino acids)
Cellular component (GO): cytoplasm
Molecular function (GO): hydrolase activity, acting on ester bonds
Source: RefSeq, a predicted model, not a curated record
AUGGCACCCCGACCAGAACUCAAAGCAUUGGAUCAAGAUGUCCUCAAACCACCCAAGGAUCGAACUCUGCGAUUCCGAGAAGAUGGAACAUUUCACAUUGAAGUCUUUGAGGACUUGCAUUUCGCCGAAGACGACGAAAAAGAUGAGAAGUCCAAAAAAGUGAUGUCGUAUAUUCUCUCAGAGGAGGACAUUGACUUCGUAGUCAUAAACGGCGACCUGGUAUCCGGCGAAAGAACCCAAAAAGCCGACUCGAGCAAAUACAUCGAUUCGGUCGUUUCCCCACUUGUCGAUCAGGGCUACAGAUGGGCAUCGACCUACGGCAACCAUGACAGCGCGAUUAACCUUAAUCCGAAAGAUGACAUGCUCAAGGCAGAGAAUAAAUACCCCAACAGCUUGACACAGAGUAGCAUAUCCGGCCACAAGGCUGGGAUAACGAAUUAUUAUCUGCCUGUCUUUUCACAUGGACAAGCGAAUACCAGCACACCCGCGCUACUACUGUGGUUCUUUGAUUCGAAGGAAGUAUGGGAAAGUCAUCCCUUCGCUAGCAUUCUACCACAUACCGGCCCACGCAAUGCUUGCAUAUCAACAAAAAAAGGCGUAAAUCCACGUCUGACGCCCGGCGUGAAUCGCGAGCGGGUUAAUCCGCAAGGAACUGGCCAAUGGAGCUAUGAUAACCAAGACGUCAAGUUUAUGAACGCGCUCCUUCACACAGAGGGCUUAAUCGCAGGAUUUAGCGGCCAUGACCACCAAAAUGAUUGGUGUUUUAAAUGGGACGGCUCUCUUGUGGACCACGAUCUAACCGGUAAUGGUAUCAAUAUGUGCUAUGGUCGGCAUACAGGAUAUGGCGGCUACGGUAAUCUGGUCCGCGGUGGACGGCAAAUAUUACUGCACGAGGGCAAUCUGGCAAACAAUACUGAGACGUGGAUUAGAUUGGAAGAUGGGUCGGCUCAGGCUCAUGUGACGCUGAACGCAACAUUUGGCCAGGAUACUUACCUUGCUGUUGCUAAUGGUGUUGGGAAGCACAAUACCUAUGCGCAGGGCUCUUUGCUUCACAUGACUUGGUUAUGGGUCCCGAUUAUGAUGCUCUGGCGCUGGAGGAUGUAA